AUGAGAAGUAAAAUAAAACACGAAGAGAUACCCGAUAAAGAUGGGAGAAAUGCAACAUUCCUAAAAAGGACUAAAGGUUUGAAGAAGAAAGCAAACGAGCUAUCGAUUCUCUGUGGCGUCGAUAUAGGCCUUGUGAUCCACAAAAAGGAGCAAAGCAACGCCGUUCUAUGGCCUUCUCCCGAGAGCUUCUGGUCAAGGCUGCAGGAGUUCAUGGAGUUUCGCAACGAGGAAAGAAAGAGAAGGAUGACCACACAUGAGGGUUUGAUGAAGCAGAUGGUGCAAGGAGAGAUGGAAAAUCUUGAGAAGCUGAAGAAGGCCAUCCAGUUAAAGGAGUCUCGGCAGCUAGUGAUGAAGUCGAUGCAGACUGACUCUUUCAACGGGUUUGGAAUCGAUCAGUUGAAUGCCAUGAACUCAUUUGCAGAUCACAUGAUUAAAAAGUUGCAACAAAGAGACAAUGAGCUUAAUGAGGAUGAGCAUUAA
This is a messenger RNA of Salvia splendens (bonfire salvia), 480 nucleotides long. Its product is annotated as MADS-box transcription factor PHERES 1. The record is from RefSeq and is a predicted model, not a curated record. Bases 1 to 480 code for a protein of 159 amino acids. The transcript has a single exon. NCBI's taxonomy places the organism in Eukaryota, Viridiplantae, Streptophyta, Magnoliopsida, Lamiales, Lamiaceae. Gene Ontology annotation, molecular function: cis-regulatory region sequence-specific DNA binding; protein dimerization activity; DNA-binding transcription factor activity, RNA polymerase II-specific. Gene Ontology annotation, biological process: positive regulation of transcription by RNA polymerase II.